GGGGAUAAGACUCGCCGCGUGGAAACUCCCAGGAUGGAAAGGCUUGACAGGUGCUUCUUCCCACGAGGCAGCGUAGUCUUGGCUGGACAGCGACACGGCGGGAAGUCGAUGACUCUCUUCUCGGCUCAGGCGGAUUUAAUUACUAGCUCCUGAGCCAUCCUGGUUGGCCUUCUGUGAAGUAGUUCCAGUUCUUCUGAAUCCUUCUUAAAUGGUGGUCUUCUGAACUGUAUUUAAUACUUGAGGUGAAAUCUCACCAGUGCAGGUAUAUUUGUAAUGCCUUGCAAUGCCAAAUUUCCUGCUUGUUAUUGCAACAGUGAUCAUUUUCAAAAUAGUGCACAUGUCUUGAUUCUUGUUUCAAAAGAAUAAAAAACAUGUUACGCUGUGAAUACUGAGUGGAAGGACAGAGAUUUCUUGAGUAACAUGUCAAAUGUAGAGGUAGAAUGAAAAGUGUGGUAAGAGUAAGGAAUGCAGUUUGACUGGAAAGAUGGAAGCAUCACUGUCAACUUGACGUAACCUUACAGUUUAUUUGUGGAUACCUAGAUUCUCUUGUACUCUAUUCCACCCUGCUGUUGUUUAUUAUAAAGUUUUACUUUAAAGGCAUUUUCUUAUGAAACAUUAGUGGUGGGUAUUUGGUUGACCAAAAAAAGGAUGUUUCCCGAGAAGCCAAAUGUUGGAUAAAUAUUUUUAAAAGUCAUUUUACUGAAAUAGUACAUCUGAAACAAUCUAAUUAGUAAAGUUUUAUUGUGAAAUUAUGAAUUGAUUAACUACUACAAAGUUUAAUGAGUCUGUAGAUGCAAUUAAUUUACGGUGCUGCAUCUGCUCUCUAGUUAUCAAGCACUUCAAUGUUUAAAAAAGGAAAUAAAAAUUUGUAUAUAUGAUUACUAAAUAAAAGCUGGGUUUUUAAGGAAAAAUUAUGCUAAGGAGGAAUUUAUGCUGCAACUCAGCAGCAGAUAAAUAGUUCAAAUUUAGUCAGUAUGAUAGUUUCAUACAAGAGUAUAGUGCCACAAGUGGUUAGGAUGCUGGGCAGGAGGUUAGCAAGCCCAUGUUCGAGACCCCGAGAGCGGCCAAGGGGUGGGGUUGAGCUCUUGUCUUUCACUCUAGCUCCUGCUGGGGAUAUGAAAGGAGCCCCCAACUGGGCAUUCCCAGGGCAAAGGUAGCUAAUCCUUUCAGUCCAGAUGUGCCUUGGGGCUUCUGACUCAAGUGCAAAAAAAAUAUUAAGCUUCAUGGAAUAAUUUACUCUAGUCAAGUAUCGAUUCAGCUGAUAAUAUUUAAAAUUUAAAAUGGAAGAUAUUUGCAUCUUUGACAUUUUAAUUCAUCUAUGUCCCCCACCCCAUGGAUGAUGUUUUACUGGUUGACCAGCAUGACAAUCCCAGUAAAGUACGGGUCCCCAAAGUGAUCAAUAUUGACUUCCAAUGGUCAAUGUGACUAUUCAAAGUAAUUAUUACUCAUAAUACUUAAAGUAUUAUGGUACUUUAAGUAUUACUCAUAAUACUUAAAGUAGCAUGGGGUUCAACGAACAAUGUGGAAUUUCAUGAAGGGGUCAAUAAGAUGAAAAGUGUGGGGAUCUCUUCAGUAAAUCUUUAGCAUAUUUAAUGUCCUUUUAAUAAAUUAAUUCUGGGUCAUGGGUUCAUGUCUAAGAGGUUUGAGCUUGUGGCUAUUAUCUUUAUAAACUCAAACUCUGACCAGAUGGAAGUAUUUAUUUUCCAGCUGCCACUUGGUGUCCAAGAGAAGCAGUCUAUUGUAGUGGACUGAAUGUAGUGCUAAGGACAAAAAUGAGAGACAGACUCUUGGAGUUUUAUGAAUUAUCUAGGCUGCACAGCCAACAUACUGGAGAUGCUGAGGAUGACUUUCAAAGACCUCAUGAAAUACUUCUUUUUGAAACUGAUCAUGCCGUAGCAAAUCUUUACAAAAACAUUCACGAGAUUCGAACAAACAAUCACCGUCUGAAGGAAGAUGUGAGACGCUUGGGAAAACAAAACAGUCGCUUCCUGACAUCAAUGCGUCGUUUCAGUAGCAUAAAGCGAGACACAAAUACCAUAGCAAAGGACAUUAAGGUCCGUGGGGAAGAGAUCCACAGAAAACUUCAGGUUCUGAGAGAUCUGAGUGAAGAUGCAGAAACAAAAUACGGUGAAAAUGCAAUUGUAACCCGUGUGUGCAAGGACCAUUAUGUCGAUCUCAUGCAUGCUUUUCAGGAAGCCAUGUUUAAUUACAAUGAAACUGAGAUGAAAGAGCGAGACAAUUGCAAAGUUAGGAUUCAGCGGCAGCUGGAAAUCAUGGGCAAAGAAGUGUCUGGAAACCAGAUAGAGGAUAUAAUUGAGCAAGGCCGCUGGGAUGUAUUCUCUGAGAACCUGCUGUCUGACACAAAAGGAGCUCGCUCUGCCUUGAAUGAGAUAGAAACCCGGCACAAAGAGCUGAUGAAGCUUGAAUCUCGAAUUAAAGAAGUCCAUGAACUUUUCCUACAGGUGGCAUUGCUGGUGGAAGAGCAGGCCGACACCUUUGAUGUCAUUGCGUUCAACAUGCAGAAUGUCCAAGAAUAUGUUGGAGAAGCUAAAGACGAAGUGAGGAGAGCACUUGAAUAUCGGAGAAAACAUCCUUGCCGAACAAUCCUUUGCUGCUGUUUAUCAUGCCUUAAAGGCUAACUACCUUCUUGAAGCCACUAGAUCAGUGUUAUGGGAAUGCUUAUAAUUUGUGCUCAUCUCUUUAUGGUUAUCAUAUUUGUUAUUAAUUAUAUAUGUGUAUGUUUCUUAUGAAAACCAAAGGACAGUAGCAGUAUGGUACAUACCAAAGUUGGGAACCUGUGACUCCAUAGAUGUUGUUGGACUACAUCAUAUCUGACAAUUAGCUAUGCUGGUGGAUUGAAGUUGGAAUCUGAAAACAUCUAAAGGGCCACAGAUUCCUACCCACUCAUAUAUUUCAACUUAUGUAAUAAGAAACAAGAUUACCAACCCCCACAUUGCUACCAAAAUGAAAGGCAUACCAGAACCUAUGUAAAACCACGGGAAAUUUUGAUGAGGUGGGUAAUAAAUUAUUCCCAAAUAAAUACAUCCUAUGGAUUUUUAAGAGAGCAAUUGCAAUUGCCAGUUUUUUUUUUCUUGGAGAAAAUAAAUAUGGAAGAAAUUAUGAACCCUAAUUAUAAAUUAUAUAUAAACUGUAUUACAUGGAUAAUGCAGUUUAGACAUCUCGUACUCAUAGUUGAGUUUAGAGUUUUGAUAAAAGAUUUCCUAUAAGGUAUACAUUUCUAAAAUGCAUUGUUAUAAAAUUACAUGAGAAAAAUAUUUAUCCUAAUUAUUAUAUAAAGAAAGUCCUUUGCUUUUUACCCCAUAGUUUAGAUUGUCAGGGAGAAACUUGUUGGUAAUGGAACCAAAGUACAGUCCCCAAUAUUUGAAAAUGUGGUCUCAUUUACACAAUAUGUCAAAGUUAGAUUGGAGCUAUUAUCUCUGUAGCUAAUAGCAGUCUGGAAGUCUUACAGGAAUGACAAAUAGAGGGGAUCAGAAAUCAGACAUUGUGAAAUUGUGUGGCUGUUUCUUGUGCUGGCAUGCAAAAUGUGCAGCCUAGGGACUGCCUGCAACCUGCUAGCAUCCCUUUUGUGGCCUCAGCAGAUCCCUGAAGGAGAUGGGAUUUGACUCAUUCUUUAGCCUUUGUCUGAAUUUUAGCAAUCUGUGUCUGAGGAAGCAAAAGGGAUGCUUUCAUCUGUAUAUUGGCUGGGGUGUAGGGGAGAUUAGAAAAAACCCAUUAAGUCAAAAAGAAACAUCCAAAGCAAUAGAUCUUCCAUGCUUAAGAUUUGUUUUAGUCACGCUAGUUUAUCUGUCUGUUUGAGGAUAAUCAGAGCAGAAAAAGCUGAAACCAAGAAUCUCCUUCAUUUAAUUGUUGAAAGACCAGCUUCAAAAAAAAAAAAAAAAAAAAAAGGAUUCAUUCAUAAGUCUGAGACUUGUGGGUAAAAUUCAUGUUUUCAGUGUAUCACGUUUCUUCAGACAAAUGUAAAUAAGUAAUAUAAAUUUGGUUGCAGUAUUUUGUAAGUUUAUGAUAAUUAAAUCACUAAUUAAAAUAUUUUUCCAAAAAUUGAUAAGUUUUUCAUUUAUAUACUUGCACCUUCUUUUUUAAAUGAGUAAUCACCAUUUUUAAACAAUGAAUUUUUCAAAGCGUUCGGUUACUGAAAUUUAUGCUUUUUUGUUAAACAGAUAAACAAAACAUUAGAAAUGAGAGUCUUCUACUCUCUUACAUAUGAAAACAGUGGUGGGAUUUAGCCAGUUCGCACCACUUUGGGAGAACCGGUUAUUAACUUUCUGAGCAGUUUGGUGAACUGGUUGUUGGAAGAAAUCAUUAAGGCAGAGAACCGGUUGUUAAAUUAUUUGAAUCCCACCACUGAAAAAAAUCAGAUUCAGAGCAAAACAUUUGUUGUUGUCAUUAUGAUUACUGUCAUCCUACAAAUCUGUCAUCAUUACCUACAAAUCUUUGGGUUAUCAAUAUUGUAUGAAUUCUAUAGAAGAAUAGUGGGGUAGGCAUCUGUGGAUCCAAUUUGUUUUUUUAACUGGAACACUAAGAUCCAUUAACUAAUAAAUAAUGACGUUGAAGGAAAUGCAUAUUUCUUCUUCCACACAUACAUAAUUACUUUUCUCUGUCUCCACCUUUUAUUCAUUUCAGCAGUAAUACACAAUUUAAAUGGAAAGAUUGUGGGGGCUACAUAGCUGCUGAUUAAGUAAUGAGUCAGAAAUUCUUGCUGAUCUGUGUAAAUCCUCCAGAGAUCUAUUAGCUGUCCACACUGUAGAGCACAGGAUCUUAUUAACACAUCUUGCUAAAUUGUUUGUUUGGUUUUGACUUUGUAUAUUGUGUCAACCGAACCAUUUGUGAUUCCUUCUGUAGACCUUGGUUAAGCCAUUACUCAGUGUAAUGUGUGUGUUCUGAAUGUGUAUUCUGUACCAUAUCUGAAAUUCAGUGUGUGUAGUAAUAAAACAUACAUAUAUUAUUAUUUCA
Molecule: messenger RNA, 4971 nt
Organism: Pantherophis guttatus
Lineage: Eukaryota; Metazoa; Chordata; Lepidosauria; Squamata; Colubridae
Source: RefSeq, a predicted model, not a curated record